CAGGCCUUCAUCAGAAAUACAGGGUGGAAUCUCAUUGGACCCAUAACAAAGUGCAUGCUCACUAAUGAACCUGUUGGUGACAAAGAGAAAACCUGUUUACAGAUGAUUAAUGACCUGAUACAGUUGUGCAAUCCAAAGGAGAUCUUGCUGGGAAUUCUUGAACAGGUUGAUGAAGCAACAGGAGAUCUUAUAUCUCAAAUUAUUUUGGCACUGCUUCAGCCUCUGCAGACAGUUCUCCUGAAGCUUGGAAACAAGAAAUCAUACUCUGUGGGUCUAUCAUUGUCCACUGUCCAUUCUCGGAUAUCCUAUCUGCCAGUACCAUACACUGUGGAGCAGAUUAAAGAAGACAAGCAUUCCCUUUGCCAGUGCUGUCUUGCCUUACUUCAGUUUAUACAGCCAUUUGUUGACCUUGUAUCACAGACCACAGACGUUACCAAGGAGCAAGAUCUUCAAGAGAUGAGGAGGGAGCUCCUGACAUUCUGUUUUAGUUGCUUGAAGUUUCCCCUCCUUACUGCUCAGCUCAAAUUGGGAGAAGAUGAACUAAAGGACAAUCCGUUCUGCUUAUUUGCUGAAGGCAUCAUGGGUUUUCUUGUAGCAUUGGGUGAACCCCUACCCAAGGCAUUUAUGCAGAACGUUCACAAAGCUGAAAGCCUGGAGAAUGACAAUACUGUACCUCAGAAGGAGAUGUAUACGGCUGAGGCUGUAGCCUGCCUCUCUUACCUCUUGUUUGUUCAUCAUUUUGGCAUGGACGCUUUUCCAUUUGUAUUUGGGCCAUCAUUUGUGCUGAAGUCUAACAUGGAACAUAUUGAUGUGCUGUUAAAAAGGACUGAAGAAUCUGUAUUGUCCAAGGGGCUUGAGUUGCUGGAGCACAGUCUACUAAGAGUUGAUAAUGAAAGUCUCCAUGAAGAGUUGUUAGACAUUAAAGCCAUUGGACAAGUUUUACAGGAUUUGGUGAAGGUGAUGACACUGUGUCCUAUUGAACAUCUGAGGAAGAAAAGUCUGGCAAUGUUACAGUUGGUGAUUGACAAAUUCUGUGUGGAAGGAAAAUAUAAGUUAUUCAGGUGCCUGCUGAAGACAAGUAAUCAUUCUGGUGUGGAGGGUUACAUCAUACACAACAUUAAGAAUCAGAUAGACGUAGCACUGAAGGCUGACACCCAAAACAGGUGGUUCUUAGGGACUCGACUGACCCCACUUCUACACAUGGUACUUUCACUUCCUGAAGGAGCAGAAACUGAUCUAUUGCAAAAUUCUGACAGAAUUAUGGCUUCCUCAACUUUCUGAGGUACUUGGUUAUCAAGGAUGAUGAAUUCAUUAAUGAAACUGGAGUAUGGACAGAACUACAAAAAACUGAACUGCAAUUUCUGAGACCUCUUCACACCGCGCUUAACAUGUCCAGAGCUCAUUAUGAAGCAGAGAUUAAAAACACAAAUGAGAAAAAGAAAGGGCCGCAUUCUAAGUCAGUGUGUUCGGUGACCGCUGGAGGGACCAAGUUACCUGACAUGACUCCUGAAAUGCAGCUUCAGGUUUUACAGUCAGCUCUUUUCACAUUCGAUUUAAUGGAAAGUGUCCUCGCCAGAGUUGAAGAGCUCAUUGAAGUGAAACUAAAAUCUGCACCAGAGGAGAAAAUUGGGUCAAGUAAAGAUGUUUAG
Molecule: messenger RNA, 1649 nt
Organism: Staurois parvus
Lineage: Eukaryota; Metazoa; Chordata; Amphibia; Anura; Ranidae
Source: the annotation of a GenBank genome assembly